This is a messenger RNA of Schizosaccharomyces osmophilus, 861 nucleotides long. It is a transcript of the gene atp11, whose product is annotated as mitochondrial F1-FO ATP synthase chaperone Atp11. Lineage: Eukaryota; Fungi; Ascomycota; Schizosaccharomycetes; Schizosaccharomycetales; Schizosaccharomycetaceae. Bases 1 to 861 code for a protein of 286 amino acids. Gene Ontology annotation, biological process: mitochondrial proton-transporting ATP synthase complex assembly. Gene Ontology annotation, cellular component: mitochondrion. The record is from RefSeq and is a predicted model, not a curated record. The transcript has a single exon.
AUGACUAUGAUGAUCCGUUCAAAGCUUUUAACUACACUAGGUGUUCGAAAUACCUGUUGGAAAAACAAUCUUCAGCGUUCUUUUCUCCGUCUUUACAGUGAAGAAGUUCAAGGAAGUCCUAAGAACGGGGUAUACGAGAGAUAUCAAGAAAAGCUAAAGCAAAAGGCUAAACAAGAAGAAACGCCCCUGGAAAAACUUGUUCAGAAUGCACGCAAAAGUUUCGCUCCGAAACAAGCGAUUUCUGAAUCUCAAGAAUUGGCGGAAAAAUCAAAUAAGAAACCACAAGUCAAAAAGGUAAAGAAAUUUCCUGAAUUAAGCGACUUUAUAGACGUUAGCAAGUUUCAAAGUCUUCCAGCAUCGGUGAUUGAAAAGUUAUGGAGAGCUAGGAAUCUUCAAGAGAACAUUUUGAGUGGUUGCGUUGAAAAACAAACAUAUGAAAGGAUGAUUUCUCGUGCAAAGAAAUAUCCAAUUUUUGUACUUCCUCUGCCCAGAGAAAACCAAGGCAUGGAAACUCAUUUGAUUCAAUGGGGAUUCCCUGGAAAUAACACAGCCCAUCUGAUAAUUACUACUUUGUUAGAAUAUAAACUCAAGAAUGCUUAUGCUACGCCACAUACUGUUCUCACUCACUUUUCAGAUUUGCUCGAAUCAAAUGGCGUUGCUCUUAUGCGGUGUCAAUUUGAACAGGACAAAACAUUAAGCUCUUCUGACGUUCAGUUAUUAUUACUUGCUAUUCAGAAGUUUUAUAACGCUUCACCAGAUAGCGCUUUGGGCAAAGAACGACUUUCUUUGCUUGAAAAUUUCGCAAAUGGAAAAGACUUUGAUCUUUACAAAGUAGCUGGACAUAUGGACAUGCUUGAAUAA